Rosa rugosa (rugosa rose) is the source of this 546-nucleotide messenger RNA. RefSeq lists its product as uncharacterized. The coding region runs from base 1 to 546 and encodes 181 amino acids. The transcript has a single exon. The record is from RefSeq and is a predicted model, not a curated record. NCBI's taxonomy places the organism in Eukaryota, Viridiplantae, Streptophyta, Magnoliopsida, Rosales, Rosaceae.
AUGACUGAGGAUUUUGAGUUCAAUGAUGAUGACUGCACCUACUCUCAAGGUAAACAUGGCCAAAACGUUUCAUUCUCUGAGAAAGUCCAUAAUAAGCUUGAUUUUGAAUGGAGGUGCGUUGUUGUUGUCAAAUUGAUGGGGAAACCCAACUCGACGAACACUUUUGAUUUCAUGCUUAGAGGUCUCAGAAGGAAGUGGCACGUGAAAGGGGGUUGGCAGCUUAUUGACCUACCUAAUGAUUUCUAUAUUGUGAAAUUUAACCUGGAAGAGGACAUGAACUAUGCUCUGUGUGGAGGUCCAUGGAUCUUGACUGGCCAAACUCUUAUUGUUAGGAAAUGGAGACCUGAUUUUGACCCCAUGAAGGAAUUCAUUGGGAAGAUGGCCCUCUGGGUGAGAAUCUUUGGUUUACCGAUCAAAUUCUUCAAGGACUUCAUUGUGGCAAAAAUUGGUAAAAUCAUUGGAGAUGUGGUUAAAGUUAACAAGCUCACUGUGGGCCAAGCUAGAGGACAAUUUGCUAGGGUGUGCAUUGAGGUUGAUCUUAAUUAG